Ramularia collo-cygni is the source of this 546-nucleotide messenger RNA. RefSeq lists its product as uncharacterized. The transcript has a single exon. Lineage: Eukaryota; Fungi; Ascomycota; Dothideomycetes; Mycosphaerellales; Mycosphaerellaceae. The record is from RefSeq and is a predicted model, not a curated record. Bases 1 to 546 code for a protein of 181 amino acids.
AUGGCCGCGACGGAACACCACCUCCAUCCCUACACUGGCUACUUUCUUGCAUAUCCAGACGACAAAGCGAGCUAUUGGCGAGAGCAAGGUUUCGCAAAGGGAGAGGGAAUGGUAACUACCAUCUCGGACGAGCAGCCACCAUUCUUACAUUGGGUUUAUGUGGAUAGGGUCACCUGCGAGGUUAAACACGGUGUCAGAAAGGAGGCCGAGGGACACGUGGUGGGACCUUGGGAUGUUACGAAGAUUGAUCGGAGAUUGACCUGUGAGGGUUGGGAAGGGUUUGUGGCGGUACAAGAGGAGGAUGGGAGCGAUCUUUGGGCUUUGUACUUCGAUCGUGCGGAUAAUGGGUUGAGGGGACAAGGGAGAAUAGGAGAAGAGGAUAAGAGGAUGUUGUAUGUGGAUGUUUGGAGGAAGGAACCGAGGAAGGAUUUCCAGAGUGCUGUUGAUGAGAGGGUGGAGAGGAUACAGGAGAGGAGGGAAAAGGAGGCCGAGAAAGAGGAAAGAAGGGAGGAGGAGCAGGAUCAAGAUGCUGAGAAACUGGAUUGA